Molecule: messenger RNA, 594 nt
Organism: Phaeodactylum tricornutum CCAP 1055/1
Lineage: Eukaryota; Bacillariophyta; Bacillariophyceae; Surirellales; Neidiaceae
Exons: 1
Coding region: 1-594 (197 amino acids)
Source: RefSeq, a predicted model, not a curated record
AUGACGCACGCUAUCUCGUCUGACCCAGCGCCAGUACGAAGUUUUCUUCGAGAUAUUUCUAAAGAUGAAGCAACACAUUCAAUUCGUGUAAUGGGGACUCUAGUGUCGGUGCUCCAGAGCGCCGCUGAUGAAAUGCCCUCCGUUGUUCUGGACGACGGAACGGCCACCGUCGUAAUUCAAACUCCGCCCCAUAUGUUGAACACGCUCAGAUGGAGUAUUGGAGAUACCAUGGAAUGUAUAGCCAAAUUGGAGAAGCAAAUCGAAAAUGCGGCACUAGUUCUCGUUGCCGAUACUCUGAUUUGUGUGGAAGACGUCCAUGCUGCGCCAUUACGGUGGGUGGAACUGUCUUACCGAAAUGACCCUUCGUAUGAUGCCAUGGGGCUUCGUUGGGGAUACCCGAGUCGGGAAAUGAAUGCAGAAGAAAUGUUUGAAGUUAUUGCUGGCUCAUGUCCGGACGACAAGUCCGGUGUUUCGAAAGACGAUUUGGUGUCGGUCCUUCAAUACGACGUAGAGCAAGUAGAAGAAUGGAUUUCCGAGUUACAGGAGCUGGGUCAAAUCUACCAAGGUGAAGACGGAAGCUAUCUUCCACUAUAA